Molecule: messenger RNA, 1602 nt
Organism: Mollisia scopiformis
Lineage: Eukaryota; Fungi; Ascomycota; Leotiomycetes; Helotiales; Mollisiaceae
Exons: 6
Coding region: 1-1602 (533 amino acids)
Molecular function (GO): magnesium ion binding; magnesium ion transmembrane transporter activity; cobalt ion transmembrane transporter activity
Source: RefSeq, a predicted model, not a curated record
AUGGCCUACGAUUUACCAUUCGAGAAUUACGAUGAUGCCGGGGUCUACCAACGCAGUACGAAUCGAGGUCUGCUCCAGGAAACACGGAACUUCGUCGUCGAAUUUGGCAGAUCACAAGCUCAGAUAGCUUUCGAUGUAGAGGCUGAGCAUGUGCAAAGUCUUCUUGAUACUCCUGCCCCGGCAGAGCGACCUGUACGAUGGAUCAACUUAUGGGGUCCUCACACACAAACGGAUAUAGUCGAACUGCUAGGAGAGCACUAUAGCUUCUCAUAUAGAUUGCUGGCUAUCAUGAAGACCGAACCUCCAGGGGCGAGACUGAAAGUCCAACAUAAGCAUGCCAGAACCUUCAGGGCAAGAUUCUAUCGGAAGCCCGAUGUUGAGACUGCUAAGCUUUCUCAUGGUGUUCCCUUGGAGAAAGCGGAGCCGCCAAGAAUACAAUCUGUGGAUGGGAUCAGUCACUAUGCUCUGGCGGAGCAGAUGACAAACUAUCAUUCUAUCGAUGUUGGUAGUCGUUUCAUUUGUGUUGGUGCAAACUUCAUGCACGAAAUUGCCUCGAAGUGUGAGAGGUCAGAGAUCGAGAUUAUCUCAGAAGGGGUUCAGAAACGACUAUGGUCUUGGCUAGUACUUUGCGAUGAUCAUACUGUUCUCUCCUUCCACGAGCAUCCUGGCAAGGUACAUGAUGCACGAGAUCCAAAGUCUUUCCGAGCGAACACACUAAGUGUCCUGAGUCAGUUGUCGAAUUAUGGCCAUGGGCAAGUAGAUCCUAUUUCCAUGCAAACGGUCCGCCAAGCUCUGAAUGAAGACCUUUCUCAUUCCAAUCCGGGUGUAGAAGGUGCUAGUUUGUUAUUCUACUAUCUAUUUGAUGAUUGGCAAGCCGUGUAUACCACUGUGGCUAAGUACUCGAAACGUCUGGCGCAAUUUGACGAUGCAAUUCUGUUCGACAUGUGGAAGAAAUCGUAUCAAACUCCAGAUGUCGAGAUCAUACCUCGACUCCAUCGCCUAGGUCGCCAGGGUCGUCAACUGAGCCAUCUUUACUCGGGAUAUAAGAAUCUCGUCCAACGAAUCCUGGAUUCGAAAGCGAUCACUAUUCAUGUCGCUCAUUCUACCAGUUCUGGCGAUCUUGCGUCUAUGAAGGGUCAUAAAGGCGUCUUAUUAGCCCAGUCUGCCAGUCAACGCUUCGAGCGUCUUAGUGAUAGGUUAGAAUUACUUGUCAUCGAGCAAAUGAAAGAGUCACUCGCAGAAAGAGACGCGCUGGUCACUACAUACUUCAACAUCACCGCUCAAAAAGACUCGGAAUCCACAGCCCGCCUCACACGGGCAGCAACCUUACUCGCUAAACUCAGCGUGCUGUUCCUCCCCGUCAGUCUGAUGACCAGCUACUUCUCUAUCCAAGUCAGUGAUUUGCAAGGUGUGUAUACAGUCAAGGAUUACUGGUAUGCGUUUGCUGGUAUCAUGAGCGGCUCGUUCGUUGCGCUGUUCUUUUUUAGUAGGUUGCUGAUGUGGAUCUCUGAGAAUUUGGAUGCGAGGUUGAAGCAGGCGAGUCAUUCUGCGAGGAUGUAUUUGGCGGAUAGGAUUCGGAAGAAAAGAGAGAGAGAUGAGUAG